Messenger RNA from Tinamus guttatus (white-throated tinamou), 1308 nucleotides. NCBI's taxonomy places the organism in Eukaryota, Metazoa, Chordata, Aves, Tinamiformes, Tinamidae. The record is from RefSeq and is a predicted model, not a curated record.
AUGGAGCUGGAGGCUGCCGUGAACACCCUGAUGAAGGAGGCGACUCGAGCGGGCCUCGUGGCUGCUCCUGAAGAGGUGGCCAGGAGCAAGGAGGACGUCGUGGAGAGGGGCGCGCGUGCGGAGGAGCAGCCUGGUGUCCGAAGCGCCCGUCGCGCCGGCCUCGGCCCUCGAUGCGGCCCCAGGCCGGGCAGCUCCGGGCGGCAGCCUGCGGCAAGCGGGGAGACAGGCAGGAAGGAUGCAAAGGAGGCGCCUCAGGGACGCGCCGCACCGGCCAAGGCCACCGGCCCCACGGACCGCCACGACGGGGCCCCCAGAUCCAAAACUCAGGCACUCGAGGCUGGGAAAGAAAGGCUUCAACAGGCGGCGCUGCCGACGGCCAGUGUGCAGGCGAAGCGCGUGCCCAAGACCCCGACACCUGAGGAUCGUAAGAAGCAGUUGCAGGAGUGGCUGGCAUCCAAAGGGAAGUCCUACAAGCGGCCUCCUAUGAUGCUGCCUCCAAAAAAGCCAUCGAAAGAGAAGCUGCUCUCAAAGAGCCGUGUCCAGGGCGAAAAAGAGAAGAGCCCGGAGCAGUUGCUCUUGGACAAGAUCAAUAGUGUCUUUUCCAACUGCCUGGAGUACAUUGAGAAGGUGGGAAUGGGGAAGGAGCUGCUUUAGGAGGCUCCCAGUNCGGAGCGGUUCGGCCAGUUCUGGGUCUGCAAAGCGAAGCUGCUGGCCCGCGCGGGCCCCUUCGACGCCACGGGGCUCUACAAAGACGCGGUGUGCGCCGGGGCCGUGCCGCUGCAGGAGCUCCGGGAAGUGAUUGUCGGCAUUUUGAAGAGCAGGAAGAGGACGUGGGAGGGCGACGCGUGCCCGGCAGGGCCGGCCGGCCUGUGCAACGCGGGGGAGGCCGCGUGCUCAGCGUGUCCCAGCACCCCGGCUGAGUGUGACAGGCCCCAUCCUCCUCCAGGACAUGGGGGGGAACAGGCGGAGCCGCCUGUUCUUUGCGAGCCCGUGACACCGUGUCCGAGCGAGAGGCUCCACGCGCCGGAGACUCCCUGCCUGACGGGAAAGCGCCUGCCCGGCUCCUCAAUCAAGUUCCAGCUGCUCUCCAUCUCCAGUGAAGGCCGCGAGUGGAAGCUCCUGACGCCAGUGCGGCGCUCGCGGCGCGUGGAGUGGGCUGGGAGCCGCUACCCGCGGAUGCUGAAGGACCACGACACCGUGGUGGCGUCUCUCAACGAAAUCCUGGCCUGGGAAGAGGAGAUCAAGCUCCUUUUUCGAAACAACAAGGCCUUGCCGGAGUUGGCAGAGCUGGAGAUUUGGGAUUUGUAG